Nematostella vectensis (starlet sea anemone) is the source of this 1767-nucleotide messenger RNA. RefSeq names its product allatostatin-A receptor. The coding region runs from base 219 to 1178 and encodes 319 amino acids. Gene Ontology annotation, molecular function: G protein-coupled receptor activity. Gene Ontology annotation, biological process: G protein-coupled receptor signaling pathway. NCBI's taxonomy places the organism in Eukaryota, Metazoa, Cnidaria, Anthozoa, Actiniaria, Edwardsiidae. The transcript has a single exon. Gene Ontology annotation, cellular component: membrane. The record is from RefSeq and is a predicted model, not a curated record.
AAAUUCCCAUUUCGCAGUUCGAUCGUACGAGACUUUCUAAGGCAGUGACCAAUGUUAACUCGUUGUGUAACCAUCAAUUACAAGGAAAUGUAUAACUUAAAAGUACCAAUCACUUUUUCCACAGACAUCGCUUAAUGAGUGGUAAGCAGUGACCUGUGAGAGCUCUCUGUGGUUUCGUCAACAUGGAUAACUAGAAUUAUCAUAGAAUUUACUAAGCGAUGAGCGAUACGCCUCUCUACGCCGUGAACCCAAAAGAAGCGUGGUUCUGGGUUCCACGUACCAUAAUCAUGGUGUUAUCACUGGCGGGGAAUGGGGCCGUGGCGUACGUGAUCAUCAGGACUUUUCGGUUACACACCGCAUCUAACGCUUACAUACUCUCGCUAACAGUGGCUGAUCUAUCUGUCACGGUAGUAUUCGGCCCGUUUGAAAUGGCCUGUACUCUUCUGCGCGGAACAGUCUGCAACUGGUGGGUAGCGAAAUUGUUCUAUGAUAUGACAGUCAAGGCAUCUAUCAUGAAUCUCUGCGCGCUGACAUUUGACCGGUAUCUAUCGGUGGUGCACCCUCUCGCCUAUCCUACCCUCGUCUCCCCAUUUCGCGUCAAGCUAGUCAUUACACUGGCAUGGUUGAUAGGAAUAUUCUCUCCUGUCCCAGGGUUUGUCUGCGUCGUUCUUCACAAGUACCAAGGGUACAAAGCCUUGCAGACCGCUUUCUUGUUUUUCUUCGAGUUUCUUCCCUCUUUUUUCCUCGUCAUGAUGUUUGUCAGGAUGGCGAUGGUUGUCAAGCGACAGCGACGCUCUGUCCAACAGCAAUCGCACACCUUGCAAUUCAACCACAAGCAUGGCGCCAUCUUACCCGCUCACCCGCGGCGCUACAAGAAUAAGCCCACUUUACAUGUCGUCGGCCUUUUGGUUUUCAUUUUCAAUCUCUGCUUUAUGGCGUCGAUUUACAAAGGUGUAAUGAACUACGUGUUCUUCCGUGAGGUUUCUUUCCACUUGGUGGCAGCGACUCGGAUUUUGUAUCAUCUCAAUUCGUGUGCUAACUGGGUUGUCUACGCGUUCAUGAAGACAGACAUCAAGGUAGAGCUGCGGCGUCUGGUUGGGCUGCAAACUGAGCGUGAUCUCCCCUGGCCUGCGCAAGUAUCAGAGGGAACGAAAAGGAAAAGGGACCUCGUGCCUUAGGGGGAAAAACAAUAACUUCUUCCUCACUUCACCACCUCUUCUACUCUGCGCGCAUGCUAUACAGGCUAGUCUUCCAUUUGAUGUCAAAGACUGAAUAGUCAGUCUGGGCAUACCCUCUCGGUCUUUCUGAAGCGGCCCGUUUUUGGGUUCGAUUAAAUAACGCGUUGGACCCACAGAGAGCGUGGGUAUAAGAAGCGUUGAGAAGGAACUAGUUAGAAGCAAGGAUGGCGUUGGACACAAAGUCUAGCAGUCUUUUUAUGCCAUCUGCUAAUUGUGCAUCCUUAUCCAGGAACGUCGCGCCGUUUGGUAUUAGGUUUUUCUUGUUAAAAUAUCCUUUCAUUUGAAACAAAUCAGAAUACAUUGAGCAAAAUAAAAACUUAGGAAAUUACUAUGUUCGCUUGUUAAAAGAUACAAACAGUUAUCUAUCUAAUUGAACUUUAUGGAUAACGUACUUGAUCACCUGACAUCGACUACAAUCAAUAAUUACUCUCAAAGGUACCGCCCAAUACCUUGACUUCAAGCUUGUUUUCGCGUUUGAAAAGAAAAAAAUAAUAAGACAUCAUAGAUAAUAAAAAGAGGCUUUCAUGGA